UAUGUGGUGAGCUAAUCAUGAAGGAUGGUUUCUUGUGCUACAUUCUACAAAUGACUUUAUUUGAAUUUUGGGAUUUUUUUUCUCUCUUCUUCUCUGAUUUUAUAUGUUAAUUAGAUUUACAUAAAGGAAAUAAAUACUGGAUUCAUAGUAUUUUCUGACUACACUGCUGUUUUCUGUACAUUAUGGAGACAUUGGAGGCAUUCAUAUUUCUUGAAGUUUUAUUUUAUUGGAAGCCAAACUUUGCCGGGGACACAGAGAUGUGAUGUAAGUUUUCCUUUCAUAGCAACCUUCCUUGCUUUGGAUGAACUGAAUGUCAUCUGGAUUUCACAGCCUGUGAGGUAUAAGGUCUAAUUUAUCUAGAACUUUAAUAUGUUAUAAUAACAAGAUGAGAAACACAUUAAACACUGUUUAACAUGUAUGCCUAAGGAAAAGAUCUUCCUGAUGGAUCAUGGCGUUAAUGUUUACAGGACAUUUCCUAUUUUUAAUAUUGAUGGUGUUUAGUUUUUCUACUUGUGAAGAAUCUGUGAGCAAUUACUCUGGAUGGGCAGUUUUCACAGAUGAUAUACAACAAUUUAAGAAUCAUAAAGUACAAGAUUUCAAGCCCAACCAAAAACUUCAUCCAAAUUUGUAUUUUGAUUCUGGGGAUAUACAAACAAUGAGACAAAAAUCUCGUACAAGCCAUUUACAUCUUUUUAGAGCUAUCAAAAGUGCAGUGACAAUUAUGCUGUCUAAUCCAACAUACUACCUACCUCCACCCAAGCAUGCUGAUUUUGCUGCCAAGUGGAAUGAAAUAUAUGGUAAUAAUCUUCCUCCUUUAGCACUGUAUUGUUUAUUAUGUCCAGAAGACAAAGUUGCCUUUGAAUUUGUCUUGGAAUACAUGGACAGGAUGGUUAGCUAUAAAGACUGGCUAGUUGAGAAUGCACCAGGGGAUGAAGUUCCAGUUGGUCAUUCUUUAACAGGCUUUGCCACUGCCUUUGACUUUUUGUAUAAUCUGUUAAGUAAUCAGCGAAAACAAAAAUACCUAGAAAAAAUACGGAUAGUUACUGAGGAAAUGUAUGAAUAUUCGAAGAUUCGAUCAUGGGGCAAACAACUUCUUCAUAACCACCAAGCUACAAAUAUGAUAGCAUUACUCAUAGGGGCCUUGGUUGCUGGAGUAGAUAAAGGAUCUAAAACAAACAUAUGGAAACAAGAUGUUGUUGAUGUUAUGGAAAAGACUAUGUUUCUCUUGAAUCAUAUUGUAGAUGGCUCUUUGGAUGAAGGUGUGGCCUAUGGAAGCUAUACCUCAAAAUCAGUUACACAGUAUGUUUUCUUGGCACAACGCCAUUUUAACAUCAACAACUUGGAUAAUAACUGGUUAAAAAUGCACUUUUGGUUUUAUUAUGCUACACUUUUGCCAGGCUAUCAAAGGACUGUAGGCAUAGCGGAUUCCAAUUAUAAUUGGUUUUAUGGUCCAGAGAGCCAGCUAGUUUUCUUGGAUAAGUUCAUUUUAAGAAAUGGAGCUGGAAAUUGGUUAGCUCAGCAAAUUAGAAAACAUCGACCUAAGGAUGGACCAAUGGUUCCUUCCACUUCCCAAAGGUGGAGUACUCUUCAUACUGAAUACAUCUGGUAUGAUCCAAAGCUCACCCCACAGCCUCCUGUUGACUUUGGCACAGCUAAAAUGCACACAUUUCCUAACUGGGGUGUUGUGACUUAUGGGGCUGGACUGCCAAAUACACAGACCAAUACCUUUGUGUCUUUUAAAUCUGGGAAACUGGGAGGACGAGCUGUGUAUGACAUAGUUCACUUUCAGCCUUAUUCCUGGAUUGAUGGAUGGAGAAGCUUUAACCCAGGUCAUGAACAUCCAGAUCAAAAUUCAUUUACUUUUGCUCCCAAUGGGCAAGUAUUUGUUACUGAGGCUCUUUAUGGACCAAAGUUGAGCCACCUUAACAAUGUAUUGGUGUUUGCCCCAUCACCAUCAAGCCAGUGUAAUAAGCCCUGGGAAGGUCAACUGGGAGAAUGUGCACAGUGGCUCAAGUGGACUGGUGAAGAGGUUGGUGAUGCAGCUGGGGAAGUUAUUACUGCUUCACAACAUGGAGAAAUGAUGUUUGUGAGUGGGGAAGCAGUGUCUGCUUAUUCUUCAGCAAUGAGACUAAAAAGUGUCUAUCGUGCUUUACUUCUCUUAAAUUCUCAAACUCUACUUGUUGUUGACCACAUUGAAAGGCAGGAAACUUCCCCAAUAAAUUUGGUCAGUGCCUUCUUUCAUAAUUUGGAUAUUGAUUUUAAAUACAUCCCAUACAGGUUUAUGAAUAGGUAUAAUGGUGCCAUGAUGGAUGUGUGGGAUGCACACUAUAAAAUGUUUUGGUUUGACCAUCAUGGCAACACUCCUGUGGCUAAUAUACAGGAAGCAGAACAAGCUGCUGAAUUUAAGAAAAGGUGGACUCAGUUUGUUAAUGUUACAUUUCAUAUGGAAUCCACAAUCACAAGAAUUGCUUAUGUAUUUUAUGGUCCAUAUAUCAAUGUUUCCAGCUGCAGAUUUAUUGACAGUUCCACUUCUGGACUUCAGAUUUCUCUAAAUGUCAAUAAUACUGAACAUAGUGUUUCUGUUGUAACUGACUAUCAAAACCUGAAGAGUAGAUUCGAUUACCUGGGAUUUGGUGGUUUUGCCAGUGUGGCUAAUCAAGGUCAAAUAACCCGAUUUGGUUUGGGGACUCAAGCAAUAGUAAACCCUGUAAGAUAUGAUAGAGUUAUUUUCCCUUUUGGGUUUAAAUUUAAUAUAGCAAUUGGAUUCAUUUUGUGUAUUAGUUUGGUUAUUUUAACUCUUCAGUGGUGGUUCUACCUUUCUUUUAGAAAGCUAAUGCGCUGUGUGUUAAUGCUUGUUAUUGCCUUGUGGUUUAUUGAGCUUCUGGAUGUGUGGAGCACUUGCACUCAGCCCAUUUGUGCAAAAUGGACAAGGACUGAAACCAAGGCAAAUGAGAAGACCAUAAUUUCUGAAGGGAAGCAUAUAGAUCUGCCUGAUGUUGUUAUUACCUCACUCCCUGGUUCAGGAGCUGAAAUUCUCAAACAGCUUUUUUUCAACAGUAGUGAUUUUCUCUACAUCAGAAUCCCUACAGCCUACAUUGAUAUUCCCGAAACUGAACUUGAAAUUGACUCAUUUGUAGAUGCUUGUGAAUGGAAAGUUUCAGAUAUCCAUACUGGGCAUUUCCGUCUUCUUCGAGGGUGGCUGCUGUCUUUGGUCCACAACACAAAACUGCACUUGCAAAACAUUCAUCUACACGAAACCAGUAGGAAUAAACUGGUCCAAUAUUUUGCAGCUAAUAAGGACAAAAAACGAAAAUUGAAAAGGAGAGAGUCUUUGCAAGAGCAAAGAAGUAGAAUGAAAGGAGCUUUUGAUAGAGAUGCUGAAUAUAUUAGGGCUUUGAGAAGACAUCUAGUUUAUUACCCAAGUGCUCGUCCUGUGCUUAGUUUAAGUAGUGGUAGCUGGACAUUGAAGCUUCAUUUUUUUCAGGAAGUUUUAGGAACUUCGAUGCGGGCAUUGUACAUAGUAAGAGACCCUCGAGCCUGGAUCUAUUCAAUGCUAUAUGGUAGUAAACCAAGUCUUUAUUCUUUGAAAAAUGUACCAGAGCAUUUAGCAAAAUUGUUUAAAAUAGAGGAAGGUAAAAGUAAAUGUAACUUAAAUUCAGGCUAUGCUUUUGAGUAUGAAUCACUGAAGAAAGAAUUAGAAACAUCCCAAUCAAAUACUGUCUCCUUACUAUCUCAUUUGUGGCUAGCCAACACUGCAGCUGCUUUGAGAAUAAAUACAGAUUUGCUGCCUACCAGCUACCAGCUGGUCAAGUUUGAAGAUAUUGUUCAUUUUCCUCAAAAGACUACUGAAAGUAUUUUUGCUUUCCUUGGAAUUCCUUUGUCUCCUGCUAGUUUAAACCAAAUACUGUUUGCCACUUCCACGAACCUUUUUUAUCUUCCUUAUGAGGGGGAAAUAUCACCAUCUAAUACUAAUAUUUGGAAACAAAACUUGCCUAGAGAUGAAAUUAAACUAAUUGAAAAUAUCUGCUGGACACUGAUGGAUCGUCUAGGAUAUCCAAAGUUUAUGGACUAAAUGCUGCAGGUCAGCAAAAAUUUGCACUAAUGAGUCCCAACCUACUUUGUGGAUAUUAACUAGAUAACUUUGUUUAUUCUUGUACACUUGUGUAUGUGUGGAGAGAGUGUGUGUGUUCAGUCUGUUAUUUGCACAGGAAAAUACUUUAAAAAAUAGGCAUCAUAUUUGGCCUAGCAGGAUUUAUUUUUAUGUUGCUGCUUUCCUUGCCUUGGUUUGUGAAUUUGUUUCUGCUAAAAUGUUUGUUCUACAGAGGUAUAUAUUAUGGGGGUCUGGGAAGAUGGGAAGAUUUUAAUGUACUUUUAACUUGCCUUCUUUGGUAACUGUGCUAAUCUAUCCUGGGACCUCAAACACUACAAAAGGCCUUGCAGUUGCUGCUUUACCCAGUCAUCUCUUGCUCUUAAGAUAGACUACAAAAGGUUCCUUAUCUUUUGAAAAGGUCUUCAAUUACUUAGCCUGCACAAAGGAAAAAUGAAAUAAAAAAAAAUUGAAUUUCUUUUAUUUUGUAUAGUGUUCACUGAAAUCACUGGGGAAACGAAAGUUUCUAUUAGAAUUUUUAGAAAAUAUAGAUGAAAAUAUAGAAUAAAGGCUUUUGUUUUCUCUCAAGAAAUAAGACUGAACAGUGGAUGCUGAAAUUCAGUGAAUUUUUUUGGAAAUGCUGCUCUUUUCAAAAGCUCAUUUGCCUCCCUGGAGAUAUGGCUGUUCACCAUCACAGUAUUCCCACCCUAUCUAGCUUUUCUGUCACUGUCAACAAAACAGGCAUUAGUUAGUAACUACAAAACUCCUAGCUUUGGAAGUCCCAACAGCCUCUUCUGCUGAUUAAAUGACUGACACAGAUUUAUAAUCAAAUUUAGUUUUGUGUCAUUACCAUUCUAUGACUCAAAGAAAGGAGCAGCAGUUUGCUGCCAGUGGUGAGUUUGUUGUUGUU
Peromyscus eremicus (cactus mouse) is the source of this 4997-nucleotide messenger RNA. It is a transcript of the gene Dsel, whose product is annotated as dermatan sulfate epimerase like. The record is from RefSeq and is a predicted model, not a curated record. The transcript has a single exon. NCBI's taxonomy places the organism in Eukaryota, Metazoa, Chordata, Mammalia, Rodentia, Cricetidae. Gene Ontology annotation, molecular function: chondroitin-glucuronate 5-epimerase activity; sulfotransferase activity. Bases 449 to 4072 code for a protein of 1207 amino acids.